Molecule: messenger RNA, 2378 nt
Organism: Cylas formicarius (sweet potato weevil)
Lineage: Eukaryota; Metazoa; Arthropoda; Insecta; Coleoptera; Brentidae
Product: tubulin glycylase 3A-like
Exons: 13
Coding region: 163-2334 (723 amino acids)
Biological process (GO): protein polyglycylation; cilium assembly; cilium movement
Cellular component (GO): cilium
Molecular function (GO): protein-glycine ligase activity, initiating
Source: RefSeq, a predicted model, not a curated record
ACCACCCAGGUGUAUAACUGGUUGCCUACUAAAUUUGUUUCGCACGCGUGACAAAAUCGGACAGUUGUCACAUCGUUAAGUCGUUUUUGGUGCGAACGGUGCCAAAAUUUCAGUAUGCGGAGUCUUUAAGUGUACAAAAAGCCCCGAAUCGAACAUUAAAAGAUGGCGAGGUCGACUUCGAAGCCCAAGGAUCGUCGAGCCGAUGGUACCGGAUACGAUGAAAACGAUUCGCGAAAAACUGUCGCACAGGCUGCUCGGGACAUCGUCCACUUGUUGCGCGACAUCGAAAGGGGGUUGCGGGUGCGAGCGGAGGUCCAAUCCCCCGACACUAUAAUCAAGAAACUAGAGGAAGAAUGCAAGAAGUCCAGAAAGCCACGCGUUGUCGACUGCGACGAUCAAAACGGCUCAAUCGAGACGGUACAAGAUAUUAGGACAAAAAUCAAGGUCCGAACACCGCGAUCGACCACCCCCAGAUCGCUCUCGAGGGAGAGUUACAAUCCAUUGGGGGUGCUCAAGGACGAAGUGGAAAGGGCCAAGAGCGAACGCAAAACGUUCACCGUCAAAGGAAAUUUCCCCGCGAUUCGAAGGGCCCUGUUGACACGCGGAUGGGUAGAGAAAUACCACCCGAGCUACAGAGCCGCCGAAGCCACAAAGUAUCGACACUUCGACGUAAACGAGCUCGUCGCCUUGCUAAGGGACAAGGAGGCAGCGGACGUUUGCAGGAAAUUGAUCAAAUCAAAACUUCUGAGGGACCAUCAGGUGGACCUUUACUGGGACGCUGGGUUCGACGCCUUCAAGGAAUGCUCAGACAGCAAAAAGUUGACCUUGAUAAACAAAAUCCGAAGACAUCCGUGCAGCUAUACUAGCAAGCAGGGACUCUGGCAGAUAAUGCGAGACGCUCACUGGUACCAUAUACCUGGCGCAGCACUGGUCAGACAUCCCCGUUCGUAUCUGCUCGCGAAAGAUGGCGACACCGGCGGCUUCGUCGAAGAUUUCCACUUGACAGCCGCGGCUUCGCUACUGAAAUGGGCGGUGCUCAACAGCGCCACCAAGCGGUGUAAGCUGGUCAGCGUUUCAGGCAAAAUACCGAUGGAGACAUUCGAAUUUGCGGUCACCGAGUGCUACAAGCGAGUCAAGAGGUUCAAGCACCAAGACAUCGACCAGGAGGUUGCGGAGGCUGCGGAACGCGAGUGGCACGACUUCCUAGUGCACUUUUCCAAGGUCGUCCACGUAGGCAACCACUUUAGAAUACCCAACGGUGACGUCGACGCCGACGAAAUCGCGUCUGACAUGGUGCAAAAGUCGACGUUCCUGCUGAACGAGCUGCGCAAGUAUUCGCAGUCAUUGGACGCGGACGGUUUAAUGAAUAUUUGGAUCCUGAAGCCGGUGAACGGCAGCAGGGGAGUGGGGAUUCACAUGUGUCGCACCCUUGAUUCGGUCCUGAACGUGACAAAGGCAAACCCGAAUCGCAGAUACGUCGUCCAAAAAUAUAUAGAAAAACCCCUGCUGGUGCAUAACACCAAAUUCGAUAUCCGACAGUGGUUUCUAGUCAGCGCGACCGCCCCGCUGACUAUCUGGAUGUACAGGGUGUGCUAUUUGCGGUUCAGCUCGCAAACGUACGAUCUGAGGAAGCUGCACGAAUCGAUCCACCUUACGAACAAUUCAGUUCAGGUCAAGUACGCCCGCGGCACCCAUAAGGAUCCGAUACUACCGUCUUACAAUAUGUGGGACUCGGAAAAGUUCAAGAAUUACUUGUCCGACAUCGGCUAUCCUACCGUCUUCGACCUGGUUAUCUACGAGGGCAUGAAACAGGGCGUCGUCGCCGCCGUCAUGGCGUCUCGCGACAAGCUCGACAAGCGCAAAAACUGUUUCGAAUUGUACGGUGCGGAUUUCAUCCUGACGGAGGAUUUUCGACCGUGGCUGCUCGAAAUCAACUCGAAUCCGGCCCUGCAGGCGUCGACGCCGGUCACAGCCCGCCUCUGUCCCCAGGUCCUAGAGGACGUCAUCAAAGUGGUCGUAGAUCAGGCGACGGGAACGACCGGUAACUUCGAGCUCGUUUACGUCGACAAGGGCGACGUCGUCAUUGCAAAAGGCAGGCUGGCGGGGCAGCUGAAGGUCCUGGGGGAACCCCUAGGAGCAGAAUAUUUUUCCGGAGACCUGAACAUCGGACAUCCUACGGAAACGACGCCCGACGUGGAUCCGUUUCUGGCAGAGACCGGGGCCAAAAUCGGAGUAGUUUUGAACCGCCUCCUCGCGAUCGUAAAAGCGGAACGGUUAAAGAGGAAAAGGACGAAGGACAAGGACGCUAUCAAAACGCAAGCGGCGGCCAUAUAAAAUUUUAUUAUGUACACCCGCCCUCGGAGUCCCGCACAAUAUAC